Molecule: messenger RNA, 835 nt
Organism: Tinamus guttatus (white-throated tinamou)
Lineage: Eukaryota; Metazoa; Chordata; Aves; Tinamiformes; Tinamidae
Gene: STARD4
Product: StAR related lipid transfer domain containing 4
Biological process (GO): intracellular cholesterol transport; cholesterol transport involved in cholesterol storage; cholesterol import
Cellular component (GO): cytosol; endoplasmic reticulum
Molecular function (GO): cholesterol binding; cholesterol transfer activity
Source: RefSeq, a predicted model, not a curated record
GAGGGGAAGAGAAGAUGGAUCUCCUGCCAGAUUCAGCACCCCUGGCUACAAAGCUGCAGAACACUCUGAUUCAGUACCACAGCAUCAGAGACAGCGAAUGGCGCAUUGCUAAGAGAACUAAAGAUGCUACUGUGUGGCGUAAACCAUCAGAAGAAUUCAGUGGAUACCUCUACAAAGCUCAAGGAGUUGUGGAAGAUGUUACUAACAGAAUAGUGGAUCAUAUUCGACCUGGGCCUUACAGGCUAGACUGGGACAGCUUAAUGACUUCAAUGGACAUUGUAGAAACAUUUGAAGAGAACUGCUGUGUGAUGCGCUACACCACUGCGGGACAGCUCUUCAACAUCAUAGCUCCAAGAGAGUUUGUUGAUUUCUCUUACACUACAAGUUAUGAAGAUGGACUUCUAUCAUGCGGUAUAAGCCUAGACUAUGGAGAAGUGAGACCUAAUUUUGUCCGUGGAUUCAACCACCCUUGUGGAUGGUUCUGCGUCCCCCUUAAGGACCACCCUCACCACAGUCUUCUGACAGGUUAUAUUCAGACUGAACUGAGAGGGAUGCUACCACAAUCUGCAGUUGAUACUGCCAUGGCUAGUACCCUGACCAAUUUCUACUCUGACCUCAAAAAGGCACUGAAAACAUAGUCAAAAUGUUUGACCAAAAGUCCAUGCGUUUCUUGCAAUCAAACUGCAUUAUACAGUUUAGUAUAGGUUAGGUGCUCGUUUUAGAGACAAGUACUGUUAUUCCUGAAUGAUACCUGAAGCUUUAUGUAGAGACAUCGAAACAACUUUACCAAGUACUUUUUGAUCUGAUACCUAGCAGGACUACACACAUUCCUAAC